Tachysurus vachellii is the source of this 1472-nucleotide messenger RNA. It is a transcript of the gene cgrrf1, whose product is annotated as cell growth regulator with ring finger domain 1. Bases 132 to 1112 code for a protein of 326 amino acids. Gene Ontology annotation, biological process: negative regulation of cell growth. NCBI's taxonomy places the organism in Eukaryota, Metazoa, Chordata, Actinopteri, Siluriformes, Bagridae. The transcript is spliced from 6 exons. The record is from RefSeq and is a predicted model, not a curated record.
GAAGUGUCCGUAUUGUGGCGCUUCCAGUAUUGUGACAAAUCUCGUGUUUGUUGUUUUAGUUCCUUAAUCUCACUGAUGUGCGGUUUAAUGUUGAUUUAAAGCUGUGUGUCAGUUCAUGUUUUAUUCCCGCUAUGGCGGCGGAGUUUAUAGUGAAGCUCUAUGAAAUUUCUCCUCUUUUUUACAUCAGUGUGAUAGCGUUAUGUUUCAUCCUCACUGUGGCAGCAGUGCUGGGCUGGUUUGGUUUUGAUGUUCCAGUGAUUGUGAGAAGUUCAGAUGAAAGUGAUUCUCUUCCUCCUGCUCCAGAGAAGAAGAUGGUUCAGGUUCUCAAUCCGUUCUCUCUGGAGAUCGACACAGACACCAAGCCAGGAACAGUGAUGGAUGGUGUGUGCCUGAGGUCAUGCUGUUUAGAGGAGUGUGUGUUGAGUUGUUAUUGGGGCUGCAGUGUUCAGGCUCUGCAGUUUGCCCUGCAGGAACACCGCUACACACGACGACUGAACACAGCACGUUUAUUCCAACAGGCUUUACAGGGGCAGUACCUGCACUGCCACACCUUCAUCGUGACUAAAGGUCAGAGGUCAGAGUGUGUCACUCAAAUGCCCCCUGAUCUCGGAGUGACAGAUUUCGGAUUCCUGCCAAGAGAUCGCUAUCCGCUAGUCACUGUUCUCACCCUAGCUAACGCAGAGGAGAGAGAUGCUUAUGACAUUGCAGUGAGUGUUACAGUUCUUCAUGUUCCUGAUGAUAAGUACCGUCUCUCUGCGAGGAUCCUGUUCCAUGCCCUGCUCACUGCUGAUGGAAACAUGUUUGAUCUGAAGCCGCUCUUCAUGUCCACUGAUGGCACAAGUCCCGCCCCUACAGAGGAAGAAGCAAAGCCACAAGAAAAAGAACCAAAGGAUGAGGAGUCGGAGUCAGAUGAAGAUGGGGCGUGGUCAGAAGCUGUAGGGCGGGACUGUGUGGUGUGUCAGAACGCAGCAGUGAACCGUGUGUUGUUACCGUGUCGUCAUGCGUGUGUGUGUGAUGAGUGUGUGUGGAGGUUUCAGCACUGCCCCAUAUGUCGAGCCUUUGUCUGUGAGUCCUUUACACUGUCUCUGCCCACACACACUCCUCUGUCAUGAGGGGCAGGGCUUGUAAUCCAAGUGCAUACACACACACAGCACUAUUUUUUAAUGAUACUUUAGAGAUUUUAUUCAGUUUCCAUAAUCACAUCUGAAGUCCUUUGGAGAGAUUUUCCUCUUCUGUUAAAACUAGUGCACUAUGUAGUGAACACACUGUAAUAUUGUGUAUAUAAAUGUCAUAUUUUAUUUAUUUAUUGGUCUGAUUGUGUGUUCUGAAGGUCAGAGAGGUUUUAAAUCCAUCAGUGUUAAAUGUAAACAUGUAAAGAUGAGUGUUGAAUGAAAUAAAAGAUGUAUUUCAGGACAUAAAGUAUGUCUUCUAGAAGUGUGAAUGUAAUAAAUCAGGACUCACUGUCUCACAAA